Messenger RNA from Callithrix jacchus (white-tufted-ear marmoset), 5161 nucleotides. NCBI's taxonomy places the organism in Eukaryota, Metazoa, Chordata, Mammalia, Primates, Cebidae. The record is from RefSeq and is a predicted model, not a curated record.
GAAAGGGGCCACAGGCUCUUUCGUCUGGGCCGCCAACAUGCCAUCCAGACUGAGGAAGACCCGGAAACUUCGGGGCCACGUGAGUCACGGCCACGGCCGCAUCGGCAAGCACCGGAAGCACCCCGGAGGCCGUGGUAAUGCUGGUGGAAUGCAUCACCACAGGAUCAACUUCGACAAAUACCACCCAGGUUACUUUGGGAAAGUUGGUAUGAGGCAUUACCACUUAAAGAGGAACCAGAGCUUCUGCCCAACUGUCAACCUUGACAAAUUGUGGACUUUGGUCAGUGAGCAGACACGGGUGAAUGCUGCUAAAAACAAGACUGGAGCUGCUCCCAUCAUUGAUGUGGUGCGAUCGGGCUACUAUAAAGUUCUGGGCAAGGGAAAGCUCCCAAAGCAGCCUGUCAUCGUCAAGGCCAAAUUCUUCAGCAGAAGAGCUGAGGAGAAGAUUAAGGGUGUUGGGGGGGCCUGUGUCCUCAUGGCUUGAAGCCACAUGGAGGGAGGUUCAUUAAAUGCUGAGUACUUGUUAAAAAAAAAAAAGAAAGAAAGAAAGGGGCCACAGGACCCAUGCAAGUAUGAAACCUAGAAGGGCAGUUAUUAAAUUAUAAGAAUUCAAAAUAAUUAUUUUUGACUCUCUGUCCCAUUUCCUGGACAUAUUAAUGCUUUGGGAAAGUCUGACCUUGUGGCUCUGCCUGGUUCAGCCCCUACAGCUGCUCUCAUGGGCUGGUAUUGUUUGCCUCUGACUUUUCAUGGUGCAAAUCUCAAGCUGUAGCUGGAUCUACCAUUCUGGGGUCUGGAGGACAAUGAUCCUCUCCUCGUAGAUCUACUAUGCCAUGCCCCAGUGGGGCCCCUGUAUGGGGACUGUAAUCCCACAUUUCUUCUCUGCAUUGUUUUAAUAGAAAUUCUCCAUGAGGGCUCCACCACUGCAGCAUGUUUCUGCCUGAACUCCCAGGCUUUUGCAUAAUUUUUUGAAAUAAAGGUGGAGGCUUUCAAGUCUCAACUUUUGCAUUUUGUAAUAGGCUUAACAGCACAUGGAAGCUACCAAGGCUUAUGACUUAAACCCUCUGAAGAAGUGACUGGAGUUGUAACUGGGCCAAUCUGAGAUACUCCUGGAGCUGGAGCGGUGGCCAGGAUGCAGGAAGCCAUGUUCCAAGGCCUCCCAAGAGAGUAUGGUCCUCAGCCUGAUCCCAGAAACUAUUGUCUUAUUUUAGAUCUCAGGGCCUGUGAUGGAAGGCUGCCUCUUAGAUUUCUAAAAUGCCUUCAAGUCCUCCAUCUCAUUGCCUUGGCUAUCAAUACUUGUUUUUUUUUUAAAUUAUGCAAAUAUCUCUAACAUUGGUUGCUCCACAGCCUACUUGAAUUUCUCUCUUAUAAAAGCUCUUUAUUUUUCUGCCACAUGGUUAGCCUGCAAAGUUUUCAAAAUUUUACACCAUGCUUCUUUUGUAUAUAGAAGUUACAACUUAUUUUUUUGGCUCCAGCAUGUAAGUAUAAGUUGUUAGAAGCAUCCAGGCCAUAUCUUGAAUGCUUUGCUUCUUAGACAUUUCUUCCAAAAGAAAUCCUAAAUUGUCACACUCUCAAAUUCAAACGUUUAUAUAUCUCUAGGGCAUGCACUUGGCUGAGACAUAACAUGCAUGACCUUUGCUUUGGUCCCAGUAAGUUCCUAAUUCUCAUGCGAGACCACCUCAGUCUGGCCUUCACUGUCCAGAUUACUAUCAGCAUUUUGGUCACAGCCAUUCAACCAGUCUUUAAGAAAAUAUCAACGUUCCCUCAUUUUUCUGUCUUCUUCUGAGUUCUACAAACUCUUCCAACCUCUGCCUGUGUACCCAAUUAUGAAGCUUAUUCCACAUUUUUAGGUAUUCUUACAACAAUUUUCCCUUUUUGGUUUCAAUUUUUUGUAUUAAGCCAUUUUUGCAUUAUUAUGAAUGCCUGAGACUGGGUAAUUUAUUUUUAAAAAGGAAGUUUAACUGGCUCAUGAUUCUACAGGCUGUAAAGAAGACAUAGCCCUGGCAUAUGCGUCUGGGGAGGCCUCUGGAAGUCUACAAUCAUGGCAGAAGAUGAAGCAGAAUCUUGCACAUCACAGGACAAAAAGCAGGAGCAAAAAACAAAGGAGUUCUUGUUUGUUUGUUUUGAGACAGAGUUCAGCUCUGUCACCAGGCUGCAGUGCAGUGGCUCAGUGUCGGCUCACUGCAACCUUCACCUCCCAGGAUCAAGUGACUCUCCUGCCUCAGCUUCCUGAGUAGCUGGGACCACAGGCUGGAGUGCAGUGGCACAAUCUUAGCUCACUGCAACCUCUGCCUCUCAGAUUCAGGCCAUCCUCCCUAGGGACUGGAGAUGGAGUCUUGCUUUGUCACCAAGUCUGGAGUGCAAUGCUAUGAUCCAGGCUCACUGUAACUUCUGCCGCCUGAGUUCCAGCAACUCUCCUGCCUCAACCUUCCUAGUAGCUGGGAUUACAGGCAUGAGCCACCAUGCCUGGCUAAUUUUUUGUAUUUUUAGUAGAGACAGGGUUUCAUCAUGUUGGCCAGGCUGGUCUUGAAUUCUUGUUCUCAAGUGAUCCACCUGCCUUGGCCUCCCAAAGUGUUGGGAUUACAGGAGUGAGCCACCGUGCCUGGCCACUCUACCCUCAAUACAACAGCUAGUACAAUCCUUUCACAGUGGAAUCAAGAUCAUAAUUAUGUCUCUGUUCAGACUCUCGAGUGGCUUUGUUUUGUACAUGACCUGGCCCCUGCUACCUGUCUCACUGUUCUUCCUGCUACUCUCCUGCUCUUACUCCUCUUUAUAAACACUGAGCUCAUGUUGUUUCCUUUAGCAUGCUAGACAGGCUUGAUCCUGUCCUGUCUCUGGGCCUUGCUGUUUCCUCUGCCUUGAACAUUCUUCCCCUACUCUCUGCAUGGCUCACUCUCUCACUGCUUUGGAUUACAGUUCAAAAGUCACUUUAUCAAGGGCUUCCAGGCUUCACUGAGACUUUGCUCACUACCUGUGGAGCUCUGUCCUGCAGACCUUGUCUGAGCAACGGAUGAAUGAAAUACUCUCUUACUUACGGAAUACAGUGCAAGAGUUGGGUUAAGGGGCCCUCAGCUGCUUUUAAAGGGUGAUUGAAGCUAAUUGACUACAACUCCUUGUUUCUUCUUGCAUUUAUUCAGUAUAAAUUUAAUAACAGGUUUUAAGUCAACACGGUUGUGAAUAAUUAACAUGUUUAAUAGAGUGGAUUUACUAGUCAUAAAAACCUUUGGUUCUGAGGCCCAGAAUAAACACCAUUAACUAGUAAUUCUUUUUCAACCUCCCCCGGGAGGGUCAUCUAGCACAAAGUUUAUAUGAGUAAACAGAGUAGAGACAAAGGAAUGUGGGGUAAACAGAUUUAACUGGGGAAGCUUUUAUUAUCUUAAUUUCCACCUUGUGACUUAAAGCUCUAAGGUAAGAACUGGCUGUCUUCAACCCGGCUCAUUAAAACAUUUUGGCUUUCCAAAAAGGUUUGAUACUAUAAUCUAUAACUUCCCUAAUAUUUUCCCUUAAUAUUUUGACAGCCACCAUGAGUGAAUCCCAACACUGCUCUGCAUAAAAUAUAUUCUUAAUUUAUAUUUUCUAUUUGAUGUCUGACCCCCCCUUGUCCUUCACUAAAAUGUAAACUCCAUAAGGGAAGGGAUUUUGUCUGUUUUGUUUUGUUGUAUCCCUAAAUACCUAGAAGGUGCUUAGUAAAUACUUGUUGGUUGAAUCAAUAAAUCAGCCUAUUAUUGAAUCAGUCAAUGUCUUCUGUAGAAGGGACUUCUCCUACCAGUGGUGCGUAUCUGUAUAAUAGCUGGCGUAGGGAGGGAUGUGGUCAGAAUGGCUCUGUCUGUGUGGACUAGUUUUGCUUAGCAUAAUCCCAGCAGGCUCCUAUUGAGGCUAAGCCACAAUUUCAGUCAUAUUAGUGUCAUUCUUUAAUCAUAAAGCCAGAGGAUGUUAAGAUUGGAAUUGAUCUGGGAGACUAUUCGGUCUACCUUUCUCGUGAUUUGUAUGAGAAUAACAGAGCCUAGAGAAAGUAAGUUAAUUACUCACAAUUGUAAAGCUGUAGAGGUCUACCUGAAAUUAGGCUUCUGACAUCAGAUUCUAUAGUCUUUCCUACAUGUGUUCCCCCCGGCUGAGACAGUUCGUGGGCUUUCAGAUUUGACAAUUUUCUCACCAGUCUCUAAACAGGAGCUUUUAUCUGCACAUUAUAGGUUAGCAUAGAGGAAUCAUGACCCUAAAAUGUGUGGGAAAAUCCCAAAGGUUGACCACUGUCAAUGGGAACUACCCCAGAUGUGUCAGGAGCACAACCGGCAUGCUCACUUCUUCACUGCCUGGAGCUGGACCUCAACUAGUUGCUACUGUCCUCCUGGAAUGUCUAGUAAAAUAAACACUAAAGCUUUGCAGUCCCCUGAAAGACCAUGAAGCCCUGAGAGUAAUGUACAGAUUCCUGAAAUUGAGAGUUAACGUAACAGGGAAGAAGACACAUGGCCUGUUCUUGAACAUGGGAUGUGAACUCUGUAACAUAGACUGUCUCUCAUAAGGCUUUUUUCAGCUCAAAGAGCAAGGCUCAGACAGCUUGCUCUUGUGCCUAACAGACAGCCUUCUGUCUGAAGACUGGAGAAAGAGCUCCAGUGAGAUUUACUGUGAGGUACUGGCUCAAGUAACUGUGAAAACUGUAAAGCUCCACAGCCUUGCAUCUGCAAGGUGAAGAUCCAGGAAAGCCCAUGGCUUCGUUCAAAGGCCUGAGAGUCAGAAGUCAAGGGCAAGAGAAAACUGGUGUUCCAGCCCCAUUUUUGGGCAGAGAGGGAAUUCAAUCUUCCUCCACCUGUUGCUCUCUUCUGGCCUGAAGAACAUUGGACGAGGCCAGCCCAUGAUCCUCACUCAGUCCACUGAUUCAAACGUUUAUCUUCUCCAGAAACAUCCUCAUAGACACACCCAGUAUUAUGCUUUAACAGCCAUCUGAGCCUCUCAUGGCCCAGUGAAGUCGACACAUAAAAUUAUCACAUAAGAACAAACCUUCAAAUUCAGGUUGUUUUUCAAUGCCUAAGUAUGAAGUUCUAAAAAGCAUGUACCUAUGAGGUAUUAGAAUGAAUACAUCCUUGUUUAAUUACCAUAAUAGAAUACAUAAAGUAAUAUUUUGUCUUAAAUAUGUCUUUAAUAUAAAUAUACCUAUUAUGUUCCAUCA